AUGAGCACCUCCAUCCAGGAUCUGGCCGUAGAGACGCACAACAAGGGCGGCAAGUUUCGCGUCUUGGUCACCAAGAACCUCCCUGGCGAGGACUGGCUCAAGGUGCUCACGUCUGCCGGCGCUCAAGUGGACAUCUGCACUGCCAAGCAGACCAUCCUCGACAACGCCAGCAUCACCAAGCUCGUCGGCGAUAAGUGUGAUGGCGUGAUCGGGCAGCUGACCGAGGACUGGAGCGAUGAGCUGUUUGGCGUCCUCAAGGCGGCAGGCGGCAAGGUGUACUCCAACUAUGCCGUGGGCUUCAACAACAUCGUGCUGGAGGAUGCGACCAAGCAUGGCAUUGCAGUGGGCAACACCCCAGGCGUGCUGACGGAGACCACCGCCGAGCUGGCGGCGGCACUGACCCUGGCAGCUUCCCGGCGGCUGCUGGAGGCUGAGAAGUUCAUGCGGGGGGGCAAGUACGAGGGCUUCCUGCCCAACCUCUUCGUGGGCAAGCUCCUGCAGGGUAAAACCGUGGGGGUGGUGGGCCCUGGCCGCAUCGGCUUCGCCUAUGCCAAGAUGAUGGUGGAGGGGCACAAGAUGAACAUCCUGUACAACAGCCAUGAGCCACAGCCGGAGAUCGCCGACUACUUCAACAAGUACAGCGACUUCCUGGAGAGCCAGGGAGGGACGAGGGUGACUGCCCGUCAGGUGGAGCUUGAGGAGCUGCUGCAGAACUCCGACGUGGUGAGCCUGCACUGCGCGCUGACCCCUGAGACCCGCCACUUGAUCAACAAGGAGCGGCUGGGGAUGAUGAAGCCCGACGCCAUCCUGGUGAACGCGGCGCGGGGCCCCAACGUGGACGAGAAGGCGUUGGUGGCGCACCUCCAGGCCAACCCCGGCUUCAGCGCGGGGCUGGACGUGUACGAGGACGAGCCGGCCAUGGCACCCGGGCUGGCGGAGUGCAGCAACGCUGUGCUUAUGCCCCACAUCGCCUCGGCCACGCUGUGGACCCGCUCCGGCAUGGCCAAGCUGGCGGCCUGCAACGUGGCGGGCGUGCUGCGCGGCUACCCCGCCCUGAAGAGCGCGGGCGACGUGCUGCAGUUUGUGGACGCCGACCCCGGGUCGGUGCCCAAGCUGGCCCCCAGCAUCCUGAAUGCCGAGGCGGUGGGGCUGGAGCGCAGCUCCUGA
Messenger RNA from Auxenochlorella protothecoides, 1167 nucleotides. Its product is annotated as Glycerate dehydrogenase. Gene Ontology annotation, cellular component: cytosol. The record is from RefSeq and is a predicted model, not a curated record. NCBI's taxonomy places the organism in Eukaryota, Viridiplantae, Chlorophyta, Trebouxiophyceae, Chlorellales, Chlorellaceae. Gene Ontology annotation, molecular function: hydroxypyruvate reductase (NADH) activity; glyoxylate reductase (NADPH) activity; hydroxypyruvate reductase [NAD(P)H] activity. Bases 1 to 1167 code for a protein of 388 amino acids. The transcript is spliced from 7 exons.